Messenger RNA from Paramisgurnus dabryanus, 1648 nucleotides. Its product is annotated as sodium channel regulatory subunit beta-1. Gene Ontology annotation, molecular function: sodium channel inhibitor activity; transmembrane transporter binding. Gene Ontology annotation, cellular component: voltage-gated sodium channel complex. Gene Ontology annotation, biological process: regulation of sodium ion transmembrane transporter activity; sodium ion transport; regulation of heart rate by cardiac conduction. The record is from RefSeq and is a predicted model, not a curated record. Lineage: Eukaryota; Metazoa; Chordata; Actinopteri; Cypriniformes; Cobitidae.
UGCGUAUUGAAUGACAAGCACAAGGAUUCACACGGUCUAUACUUAGCUCUCCAAAGUCUAUGCUGAAAGACACAAUCUGAAUACAGAGUGGCGGAACAUUAUUUUAAACACUUUAAACGCGUUUCUUUUGACGCAUUUUUAUGGCAGGGAUUGCGUUUUAAUGUGAACUUCUUCCUAAUUAGUUAACAAGAGCGCAAAAGUCACCAUUUGGACGCGCAUGACAAAGGAGAAAAUGGAAAGUUGUGUUCCAGUUAGGAUUCAGUGAUAUAAAAAAAGAAAAGGAAAGCAUUGGACAAAACACUGAAAUAUUUUCGCGAAUGCAUGUGAACUGUUAAAAUGGCACUGCGGUUCGUUUCAUUUUUGGUUCUCUGCAUCUUUUUUAUUCAAGUGCCACAGGGCCAAACUGGAUGUGCUGAAGUGGACUCCAUGACCGAGGCCGUUGCUGGACAGGGUUUUAUGUUGGGCUGCAUUUCUUGCAAAAAGAGAGAAGAGGUGCCCGGUUCUGCUGUUGUGGACUGGCACUUUAAACCAGCUGAAACUGAGGAGUUUCUUCACAUUUCACAGUAUGAAUACCCUUCCUUUAACAUUAUCCAUGAAACGUUUGAGGAAAGAUUACAGUGGCGCGGGACGAUGGGAACAAAGGAUGUGCAAAACGGAGCCAUCUUUAUUCACAAUGUCACAUUUAAUGACACUGGGACGUACCGUUGUACCUUUCAGCGGACACUGUUCCUUCCUCUUGGGGAUGAACGGGUGACAAUAACCAAAGAUGUAGAACUCACCGUUGUGGAAAAGGCCAACCGUGAGCUGACAGCUGUAAUAUCUGAGAUUAUGAUGUAUGUGGUGAUCACACUCCUGCAGUUGUGGAUGAUCGGAGUGCUGAUUUACUGCUAUAAGAAGAUUUAUGCUGAGAAUGAAGCUCGAGAGGCCAGAAAAGCUGCACGUGCUCAAAACGCACUCCUUGACUCAAAGGAUUCUUGUGAUGGGGUGCAUCUGGAAUAACUAAAAUAUUGUGGCCGAUGACACGAGACUUAAAGCAGCUGUGGGUUGAACUUAUGGAAAGGAGGUGGAGAUGAAUCAUUUCAUGUAUUCCUUACAUAUUCAUUUAAGCACCUUCCCAAAAACCCUGUGUUACAAGAAGAUAAAAACUUUUUAGUACAUAGGCAAAUCCUAUGUUUACUAUAAAUCCCACAUUUCCCACAAAUCCCACAUUAAAUGCACAUUUAAUUAUCUGUAAUGUGUUUUGAGUUAAGGAUUAAUGUUAAUUUAAGCCAAACACGAAUGUAAGAACAACUCAACAAAAAGCCACAUGAAGUCCCUACAUGCAAACCUGCCGGCCAUUAGUCCAAGGUUAAAUUUUAAUCUUUGUAGUCACACUUCAGAGGAAAAGCUACACACAAAUGGGCGGGAAGAUUUAUUCCAGACAGCAAACCUUAGAACAUCAUUUUAUUCUCAUUCACAGACAACAAAAAUACUUUGCAAUUGUUUGUUAUUGGUAGAAAUGAUUUAUUAACAACAGAACUUGGUCACAGUCUAUUUGAUUUAUCUGUAAUUUAGCACAAAUUGGUGACAGAUUACUGUUUAUUCUGUUAGUUUGUGUUUCAUAUGUUUGUUAAUAAAAAAUAUUUUAUUUGCAAACAUGUUAAAAUAA